Messenger RNA from Thrips palmi, 4295 nucleotides. Its product is annotated as tetratricopeptide repeat protein 21B-like. The coding region runs from base 35 to 4159 and encodes 1374 amino acids. The record is from RefSeq and is a predicted model, not a curated record. Gene Ontology annotation, biological process: protein localization to cilium; intraciliary retrograde transport. Lineage: Eukaryota; Metazoa; Arthropoda; Insecta; Thysanoptera; Thripidae. Gene Ontology annotation, molecular function: protein binding. The transcript has 13 exons. Gene Ontology annotation, cellular component: intraciliary transport particle A.
UGUAAACUGAUAGUCGAUAAAUAAAUCUAGCAACAUGGAUUCAGAACAGGAUGUUAAAGCCCGUGUCCUGUACUUGUUAAGAGCGGGUCUUACCCACAGUGCUCAGACACUAGCACUUGAGGGUGUAAGAAGGUAUCCUGCAGAUAAUGUCUUUCGGAUGUACAAUGGAUGGUCACUUGCCCUUGGUGGCAGACCGCAAGAGGCCAUAAGGGAACUUGACUCACUUUCCUCUGACAAAGACAUUUCACUUGGCAUAAUUGUGUCACUCUUACACGCUCACAAAUUGUGCUCGACAGUCGACCAUGAGGCCGUAUCUAGUUUGGACUCCCGACUUAAGGAGGAAAGAAGGUCAGCGAAUGAGAUGCCACUUUAUCAUGCCGCUUAUUUUUUCUGCCUUGCUGGGCGAGCAGAAAGGGCAAAAGAAUACGCUGACAGAUUACUAAAGGGAAGUCCGCAGUCGUAUUGGGGCCUGACAGUGAGAGGCUGGAUUGAACUCAGUCUGUUACGUGAUACGAAAGAUGACAAGCCUCCAGAGACUCGAGCCAAGGCCGCAGGGGACUUCUUUUCCAGAGCUCUCGACCAAAACAAAGGCCACACCGAUGCCGCCUUUGGUGGAGUGCGCGCCAGAGAGUACAUGGGGGAUCACGCUGGCGCCAUGGCCGUCCUCAAUCAGAUGAUAGUUCGCUUCCCGAGCGCCACACCGCCUCUCAUGGAGAAGAUGCGGAACCAGCUAGCACAGCGAGACUGGGGGCAGGCCUCGGACUCCGCGGCCAGGGCCUUGGCCAUCGACACCAACAGCUUGGAUGCUCUGCAGAUCAAUGCCCUCGUCCUUCUCUGUCGCGAUGGCGACUACGAGGAAGCAGCGCAAGCAAUUCGCCGCUUCGGAGACGCCAUGGAGAAGAUCGAGCCCAAGAACACCCAGCUCUACCUGGAAAACGCCCAACUGUUCUCCUGCGUGUGCGGCCGCAACCCCGUGGUGCUGGCCGAGACGUACCGCCUGGCGGAGCGCGCGGCGCGGGCGGACCCCGGCGGCGCGGCGAGCACCCAGGAGCUGGGCAUGCAGUGCCUGCUGGCGGGGAGGCUGCGGGACGCCGCCAAGCACUACCGGGCCGCCACUCGCGCGGACGAGAGCUCCGUCGGUGCGCUGGUCGGGCUGACGGCCACCCUCCUGGCGGACGACGGCACCGCGGCCACCGCGGCAGCGCCGGGAGACCGCGACCAGGCCCGCCAGCAGGUCGAGUUCCUGCAGGAAGUGCAGGGCGCCAACCCCAGCGCCAACGUGCUGCUCAUGGCGGCCAGGCUGUCCGCCGGGGACUCGGAGCGCGCGCUCAAGCUGCUGGACCGCGGCGUGGAGGCGCACCUCAAGCUGCUGCACGGCGAGCCCUUCGGCACGGCGUACCUGCGCACCCUCAACCCCGACAUGCUGCUGCAGGUGGCCCGCGAGUACCAGCGCCACGCCCCCGACACGGCCUCGGCCCUGGGCGACGACUCGGGGCUCAGCGUGCCCACCCCGUCCGCCCUCAAGCAGUGCUCGGCCGUGCUGGAGUUGGUGCGCGAGGCCUGCCCCGGGCUGCUGCCGGCCCACCUGUCCCUGGCGAGGACGCAGCUCAUGGCGGCCGACGUGCGCGCGGCGCACGCCACGCUGCGACACGUGCUGGACAACGUGGACGCCACUUCGGCCGACGGGCACCUGUUGCUCGCGCAGGCCCAGCUACGGCAGGGCAACGCUGCCGCCGCAGCUCAGAGCCUCGAGGUGGCCGUGAGCUACAACUUCGCGGUGCGCGAACGGCCUCUGUUCCACCUGCUGUCCGCGCUCGUGCAGCGCGCGCGCGGUGACCUGGACGAGUCCCUCAAGAGCCUGUCGGCGGCCCAGGCGCUGUCUGGCCUGCGUCCCGGCAGCGGCAAGGGCGGCGGUGGCGGCGCGGGCGCGCUGGGCGGCACGCUGUCGCGCUCCGAGCAGGCCACCGUGCUGCUGGAACUGGCCGGCCUGCACCAGCAGCAGGGCCGCUGGCCCGAAGCCAUGCUCGCCCUGCACGACGCGGCGGAGCGCUUCCGGGACACGCCCGAGGAGGGCCGCGUGGCCAUGACGCACGCCGACGUGCUGCUGGCGAGGGGCGACGCCGGCGACGCGACGGCCGCGCUCGCCGUGCUGGCCUCUGUGCGGCCCUCGCAGACCUACUACCUCCAGGCCCGCCACAAAAUGGCGCACGUGCACCUGCGUGUGCGGAAGGACCGACGAGCCUACACGGAGGUGUUCCGCCAGCUGGUGGACGAGGACCCCAGCCCGCACAGCCUGGUGCUUCUGGGCGACGCGUACAUGGCCGUGCAGGAGCCCGAGAAGGCCAUCGAGACGUACGAGUUGGCGCUGCGCAAGAGCCCGCCGAACCGCAACCCGGGUCUGGCCUGCAAGACGGGGCGCGCGUUGGUGCAGACGCACCAGUACGGCAAGGCGCUCAACUACUACCGCGAGGCGCUGCGCGGCGACCAGGACCCACAGCUGCGCCUCGACAUGGCGCUGCUGUGCCUCAAGCUGGGCCAGCUCGACAAGGCGGACGCCACGCUGACGCAGGAGCUGUCGUCGAAGGAGGCAUCCCCCAACGACGCCGAGGCGCUGGCCGUGCGAGUGCGGAUGCACGAGCUGCAGGCACGCGUCCGCGAGCGCACUGGAGGCGGUGCGGGGACGGCGGCCGGCGUGCAGGCCGCGCUGGCCUGCCUGCAGGAGGCGCGGGCCACGCAGUCGCGCGUGCUCAAGCUGGUGGCGGCGCGGGAGGGCGAGAACAGCGCCGCCGUCCUGGAGCAGCGCGCCGUGGGCGCACGCCUGUGCCGCCAGAUGGCGCUGCACGCCGCCUCGACGCGUGACCACGCCGCCGCCGUGCGCUUCUACCGCGAGGCCCUAGUCCUGCACGCGCCGCCCGACACGGAGCAGCAGGGGCAGCCCUCCGCGGACUACAGCGACACCCUCAUCGCCCUCGCCAAGCUGUACAUGCAGGUGGGCGACCUAGAGCAGUGCCAGGCGACGUGCCAGACGCUGCUGCUCGCCGCCCCGGAGCACGACGCGGCCACCGUCAUGAUGGCGGACUUGGCGUUCCGCCGCGUGGACCUGGAGGGCGCCUGGCAGCACUUCUCCGCGCUGCUGCAGCGGCGCCCGGCCUACUGGACCGCGCUGGCCAGGCUGGUGGAGGUGUCCCGGCGCCGAGGCCAGCUCGCCUCCUGCCUGCCCUUCCUGGACGCGGCCGAGGCCGCUAGCCAGCGCGGCGAGCCGGGCCUCAACUACUGCCGCGGGCUGUACUCGUGGUACUCCGGCAGCGGGUCUCAGGCCCUGCACCAGUUUAACGCGGCGCGGCGCGACCCGGAGUGGGGGCAGCAGGCGGUGCACAACAUGAUCGAGAUCUGCCUGGACGGCCAGGGCCAGGGCCAGCAGGCCGACGACGCCAUGGCGGCCGAGGACCGCGACGCCCGCCAGGCCGCCGUCGCCACCGCGGAGAGGCUCCUCGCCGAGCUGCGCGGCGCCGCGGGCGGGCCCGAGGAGGAGCUCAACAAGCGCCUGCUGGCCAACCAGCUGCUGCUCGCGGCGGGGGACAAGCGGAGCGUGGAGAAGGCAGUGCAGGACUUGACGGCGGUGGUGAGCAGCGAGACGGAGAACCACAGGGAGCCGGUGGGCGCCGUGCUGGGGCUGGCCCAGGCCCUGCUGCAGCAGAAGCAGACGCAGCGCGCGCGCAACCAGCUGAAGCGAGUGUCGCGCACGCCCUGGACCGUGGAGCAGGCCAGCCACCUGGAGAAGGCGUGGCUGCUGCUGGCCGAGCUGUACAUCCAGCAGGGCAAGCAGGAGCUGGCCGCGGACCUGCUGCGCCGCGUGCUGCAGCACAACCAGGGCUGCACCAAGGCCUACGAGAGCCUGGGCGUGAUGGCCGAGAAGGAGCAGACGUACCGAGAGGCGGCCACGCACUACGAGCGCGCCUGGAGCCUGGGGGCGUCCGACGCGGGCGGCACGGCGCGCUCCCACCCGGCCCUCGGCUACAAGCUCGCCUUCCAGUACAUGAAGUGCAAGCAGUACGCCGACGCCAUCGACGUGUGCCAGCAGGUGCUGGCCGCUCACCCAAGCUACCCGCGCAUCAGGAAGGACGUCCUGGAAAAGUCAAGGAACCACUUACGAACCUAGUUCGCCGGAAGUUAACGUUUAAAUUUGAAAAAAAAAAAGAAAAAAAACGUCACCUGUGAUAUUUUUUGCACUUUCUUCUUUUACUCUAUUGUGUUAUGUGCUUAUAUUUAUUAAACUCUUUAUUUUAGUGUGGUCA